Molecule: messenger RNA, 3430 nt
Organism: Callithrix jacchus (white-tufted-ear marmoset)
Lineage: Eukaryota; Metazoa; Chordata; Mammalia; Primates; Cebidae
Gene: NHERF2
Product: NHERF family PDZ scaffold protein 2
Biological process (GO): protein localization to plasma membrane
Cellular component (GO): apical plasma membrane
Molecular function (GO): protein-membrane adaptor activity; signaling receptor binding
Source: RefSeq, a predicted model, not a curated record
UGGCUCCAGGCUGAGGGUUGGGGCCUCCCUCUUUCCCAGGUACCCUCCUUCCCCCAGGAGGAAGCUCCCCCUCCACCCCAGGCAUUUGUCCAUUGAUUUGGACACAAAUGCACCGGUCACCUUCCUGUGGAAAAAUCCGGCCCUCGGACUUUAUCUGGAGGGUGUGGUAGCUGAGGCACCUUGCCUUGGGUGGGACCUUCCCCCUUUGCUAUUUCAGGCUCUGGGGGCUGCAGGAAGCCCUAGGAGGGGCUUCCUCUGGGCGUAUUUUUAGAGGAACAAAGGGUGGCCUGAGUGGCAGGUCCCUCUGUGCAUGAGUCUGGCUGAGGACAGGGGCUCCAGGAGGUCAGGGGCACCCAAGGAACAAGCUCUCCCCCUCUCUCUUCUGUCAUUGAGACCUGAGGUUUCUUUUUUUUUUUUCCCCUUGGCUCACUGCAAUCUCCUACAUCUGGGUUCAAGUGAUUCUCCUGCCUCAGCCCCCCAAGUAGCUGGGAUUACAGGCAUGCGCCACCACACCUGGAUAACUUUUCUGUUUUUAGUAGAGACAAUGUUUCGCCAUGUUGGCCAGGCUGGUCUUGAACUCUUGGGCUCAAGCGAUCCGCCCACCUCGGCCUCCCAAAGUGCUGGGAUGACAGGUGCGAGCCACUGUGCCUGGCCCGAGACCUGAGGUUUCUUUACCCGAGCUCCCAGCAUGAGCAGGAAGAGCUGGGCCUCAUCUGACCUCCAAAGAGCAGGCUCAGAUCCCGCCCUCCUCAGCCUGGGUACACGGCAAGCCCGCGAUGGUCAGGGAGCCCGGGAGGGCAGAGCUGACCCUGUGCGGAUGGCUCCAGUGGGGGUGUUGGUGGCAGAGAGGCAGAGCCCUGGGGAGGACUGUGUGUAGUUUGGCUUUGGUGCAGGAUGGAGAGGGCCCACCCGUGGGUGCCCUCUGGGAGCUAAGGGUGGUUCCCUGUGUCCUCUGUCCUGGCUGGGUAUAGGGAGGUGGGCAGGGGAGGAACUGAUGUGGUUGACCCUCCUUUUGGGGCCGUGAGAGCCUAGUUAGUGAUGACUCAGGCCUGGACCACACCAGGAUGGUCACAGCUGCAGUGCAGCUGAUCCUCGUGGUGACAGGGGACAGCCCCCAAACAGACAGGGCGGUCAGCAGUGCCAGGCUCUGGAGGUGGUGGCAGACCCGGGCCCUCCAUCCCCUGCUCCCAGCCCAUGUCCCGCCCCCAUCUGGAGGGCUUUGGGGGCGAAGAGCAGGUGAAGGGUGACAGUGGCUGAGAGCCAGUUGGGGCAACAGUUCUGCAGGAGGCGGCUGUGUGGGGCGACAUGAUCCCUGUGGGGGCUUCCAGGCACCCCUGGUUCUUAUUCCUCUCGAAGCUCAGCAGCGCUGUCCUGUGUUCUGGGGCCGGGACUCCUCCCUGUCCCCCCAGCCCUGGGUCCUGGGGCAGGGCAGGGCCUUCUAGCAGCUUCCUUCCUUCCUUUCUUGGGACGGAAACCCAGCUGGGUGGGGGGCGCCGGACUGGAGCCUUUGGGGGAGUGGGCUCAGUCAUCACCCUGCUCCCCAAAGUGACUCAGCCCCCAUGUCCCACCCAUCCCUGGGGAGCCAGGGCCUCUGAGGGAGGUAGAUAAGUCGAGUGGGAGCCUGGGUCGGCCAGAGAGCUCAGGCCACCCUGGCUGGACACCCGCUGCCACUGUCCUGCUGUCAUGGCACGCUCUGGGAGUGCCACGCCACCUGCUCGGGCUCCAGGAGCCCCUCCACGGACCCCAUCCCAGGGAAUGGUACAGGAUGUUGGUGGGCCCCUGAGGGAGCUUCGCCCUCGGCUCUGCCACCUGCGAAAGGGACCUCAGGGCUAUGGGUUCAACCUGCACAGUGACAAGUCCCGGCCCGGCCAGUACAUCCGCUCUGUGGACCCGGGCUCCCCUGCUGCUCACUCUGGCCUCCGCGCCCAGGACCGGCUCAUUGAGGUGAAUGGGCAGAAUGUGGAGGGGCUGCGCCAUUCCGAGGUCGUGGCCAGCAUCAAGGCCCGGGAGGAUGAGGCCCGGCUGCUGGUGGUGGACCCAGAGACAGACGAACACUUCAAACGGCUUCGGGUCACCCCCACCGAGGAGCAUGUGGAAGGUCCUCUGCCAACACCCAUCACCAACGGGACCAGCCCUGCCCAGCUCAAUGGUGGCUCUGCGUGCUCUUCCCGGAGUGACCUGCCUGGUUCAGACAAGGACGCUGAGGAUGGCAGUGCUUGGAAGCGAGACCCCUUCCAGGAGAGUGGCCUCCACCUGAGCCCCACAGCGGCCGAGGCCAAGGAGAAGGCCCGAGCCACAAGAGUCAACAAGCGUGCGCCACAGAUGGACUGGAACCGGAAGCGAGAGAUCUUCAGCAACUUCUGAGCCCCUCCCUGCCUGUCUCGGGGCCCUGGGACCCCUCCUGCACGGACCUUGGGCCUCAGCCCGCCCCGAGCUUCCCAAGCCUCAGUGGACUGGCAGUUGCCACUGCCCAGAAAUCAGCCCCAGCCCCCGUGAGCCCCCAUCCUGCCCUUGCCUGCUAGGUAUUGGGGUCCUGUGGCAGCAAGAUAGGGGGAGAGAGACCCAGAGAUGUAAGAGAGACAGAGAGAGGGGCAGAGAGAGAGAGGGAGACAGACAGAGCAAGAGAGAGAGAGAGAGAGAGAGAGAGAGAGAGAGAAAGAGAAAGCGAGCGAGAGCACGCACGCGGUGGCCACAGGGUGAGGGCCUUUGCCGCUCUGCUGGGCCUGCUGACUGAAAGGAAUUUGUGUUUUUGCUUUUUUUCCAAGAAGAUCUCCAGCUCCACAUGUUUCCAUUUAAUACCAGAGCGCCCCCUCCCCUCCCCCUUGGGACGCCCUCUAAAUAAUUGCAAUAAAACCUUUCUCUGCAAACCAUUUCCUCCCCGGCCCCCCACCCCCUACCCCUGCCGGCCUCAGCAGUGGCUGUCCUGAGCGGGAGUCCCUGAGACUUCUGGUGGCUGAGCUGGGGCCCCCAGCCUAUUUGUGGGGACCUUGGGGUAAGGCCAGGGAGGCUGGAUGUGGCCAUAGGAGCUGCCCGCCCUGGUGUGGGGGUCCCUAGGCCAGGCCCUGCUCCCCACCCAGCUACCCUGUACGCCUCUGCCUUGCUGGGGAUCUGGAGUGCAGGGCCUGGGCUCUCCGAGGGGCCCAAGGAUGGAGGCCCCAUGUCCCCUCAGAGGACGGCCUCUCUACGGGCCCCUCAUUCUGCACGGCAGCUCCCAGGCCUGGGGAAUGUAGGUGUGUGAGUGCGGCACCCAGGAAGGACUUCAGGCCUCUGGCUCAGCCCUGCCUGGCGGGCUCCCCCGUGGACAUCCUGUUGACUGCUCUUCCCUUCUGGGCCCACACCCCUGAACUGACUGAUCGACUGGCACCACUGUUGCCUCGUAAGCCAUAGCGCAUGCGCGCCCUCAGAAUAAAUAGGCCCUAACUGGGACCGA